Phycodurus eques (leafy seadragon) is the source of this 2750-nucleotide messenger RNA. RefSeq names its product high affinity choline transporter 1-like. Gene Ontology annotation, cellular component: plasma membrane. NCBI's taxonomy places the organism in Eukaryota, Metazoa, Chordata, Actinopteri, Syngnathiformes, Syngnathidae. The transcript is spliced from 9 exons. Gene Ontology annotation, molecular function: choline:sodium symporter activity. Gene Ontology annotation, biological process: acetylcholine biosynthetic process; choline transport; transmembrane transport. The record is from RefSeq and is a predicted model, not a curated record. The coding region runs from base 40 to 1902 and encodes 620 amino acids.
CGUCAUGUUUCUGAAAAUUUCCACUCGGAGUGACGCCAUAUGAACGCAGCACGCUUGGUUGGUUGGGCAAGCUGCCGAGGACGAACAAUAGAGCGGAGAGAGUCGAAUUUAGAAGAGCUGGUAAACCUGGAACGGGGUGGAGGGGGGGAGGCAGAUGUGAAAAGACAGGAAGUGAAAACAGCAGCAGCAGCAGCAGCAGCAGCAGCAAAAGCAAACCUUUCGUCGUCUCACGGAGCGAGUUACUGGUUUGCAAGCAUGGCGGUGCAUGUGGCUGGACUUGUGGCUGUGGCUGCCUUUUACGUGGUUAUCCUGCUAACUGGGAUCUUGGCAUCACGCAAAUCAAAGAAAGUGGAGAAGAAAUGCAUUGACAAAAUGAGCGAAGUCACCAUCGUCGGGGGCCGCAACAUCAACGUCCUGAUUGGUGUUUUUACCAUGACAGCAACAUGGGUUGGAGGAGGUUACAUUAUGGGGACUGCUGAAGCUGUUUAUUCUCCAGCUCAAGGUCUCGUCUGGGCUUUUGGCCCUCUCGCAUUUCUUUUGAAUUUCCUGUUAGGAGGAUUGUUUUUUGCCAAACAAAUGAGGUCCAAACGCUACGUGACCAUGUUGGACCCAUUUCAGAAUCGCUAUGGCCAAUUGUUCACUACAGCAAUAUUACUUCCUGCUUUGAUCAGUGAUAUUUUGUGGGUUGCCUGCAUCCUUGCUGCCCUAGGGGGGACGAUGAGUAUCAUCCUUGAACUAUCAUCUGUUGUCUCCAUUCUGAUCUCUGCGGCUGUCUCUAUCAUCUACACUUUUUUAGGAGGCCUCUACGCGGUUGCGUACACGGAUAUCAUCCAACUCUCCUUCAUAUUUGUCAGUCUGUGGCUCUGUAUUCCCUUUAUGAUUCUCAGUCCUGUGGUGACUGACCUUGCACAAGCAGCCCAUUGCAAUCAGUCAAACAUCCACUCUUGGGUAGGAGAGCUGAAGCUUGAUGACGCAGGAAAAUGGACAGAUGACUUUCUCAUGUUGGCUUUAGGGGGACUGGCGUACCAAUCUUUAUACCAGAGGAUCCUUGCAGCAGCCUCCUCAUCCAAGGCUCAGGUUACCUGCUUUGCUGCGGCUGGCUUUGCUUUUAUUAUGGGAAUCCCCUCAGUGAUCAUUGGAGCUGUGGCUGCAUCUGCAGACUGGAACCAGACAGAAUAUGGUCUACCCCCACCUUAUGAGCGCGGGGAGGCAGGCAAUGUCCUUCCACUGGCUCUGUCCUACAUCACACCCGGCUGGGUGUCAGUGUUAGGCAUUGGCGCUAUAGCAGCAGCAGUUAUGUCCUCCAUGGACUCAACAUUGCUGUCAUCAGCAUCCAUGUUCACACAAAACAUAUACAAGACAACUUUGAGAAAGCAGGCAUCAGAGAGGGAGCUGCAGUGGGUGAUCAAGAUUAGUGUGCUGCUGGUGGGCCUGGCUGGAACCGGUCUGGCCUUUAAUAAGAGCAGCAUCCUUGCACUCUGGCUGCUUGCGACCGACCUUCUCUACUGCAUUGUGACUCCGCAGCUGGUCUGUGUGGUGCACCUCCGCUCCGCCAAUUGCUACGGCGCCAUCAGCGGCUACGUGAUAGCUGUGCUGCUCCGCGGGCUGAGCGGCGAGCCAGCGCUCGGCAUCCCUCCUGUGCUGCUCUACCUGGGCUGGAGGGAGGAGGACGGCGUCAUCACACAGUAUUUUCCCUUCAGGACUCUGAUUGCGUUCAUUUCUCUGGCGGCUGUCAUUCUCUUGUCAUGGCUGGUCCAGCUGGGCUUCUCUCGCCAGCUCAUUCCGCAGUCCUGGGAUGUUUUGGAUGCAUUCAAAGAGAAAAUAGAGGCAGAAGAGGAGGAAGAGAGACCAGUACAAACUUUCAAUGAGGAAAGGAACUAUGUCUUUAAUACAGCAUUAUAGGCUCGCGGUGUCUGCCAAACCUUGUUUUAGGCGUCUUUAUGCAUACAUUCUUACAUAUUUUCUAUAUUGUAGUUUCUUCUACAAAGUAUUGAAUAUUCCCGUGAAAAUGAGCCCAAGGCUUAGCAGGGUGCCUGAAACGAGAGGCUGUUCGACACAAAAUUUAAGGCAACUAUUAAAAUCUCAGGAUUCUGAUUUUAAUGUUGUUGAACCCCAUAUUUAAUCCAUAGCCCCUUUUUCCCUAACAUACAUUUCAAUAGGUUUUCUAUUAGAACUGAUCCAUGUGAUGUGAUUGUAUUCGUAUUCUCUGACCUCUCCAGAAGUUGUUGGACCUCUUUGCACGCAAUAAGAACUGAUCGGGGACGAGACUCCACUAUUGGUGGUGCGACCGUCCUACUCAGAAACUUAUUUUAAGUGUCAAGUGUUUAUCAGUAUCUAACUGGCUUUUUUCUAUUAUUUUUAAGGGGUGUUCUUGAAAAAUGGUUCUCUGUAUUAAUAAUUGAGCUUUCCCCUAAUUAGAUAUUUGAAACGCUGUACAUGUUAUACAUUGUCUUAGAUUCUUUUGGGAUAUCCAUGCAGCGGUUCUGUAAUGACUUGUUUGGGACAGCAGGGGGCGACACAAGAACAUUGGAAGGGUCUAUAUUAGUUUUACAAUGUGCAAAAUAAGACUACGCCAUUGAUGCUUUGAUAGGAUCUUUCCAAUACGAAUAUCAAUUUUGUCUCGUUGUUGCAGCCGGGAUGAGAGUCUUUUUCAGUGUCUGUCUAAGGCCAUUCUAAAUUAAUGCAGGCUGUAUGUGGCCCACGGGCCAUAUGUACCCCACUCCUGAUGUACAAUACAAUACAAUGACAAA